Messenger RNA from Conger conger (European conger), 4965 nucleotides. RefSeq names its product dishevelled associated activator of morphogenesis 1a (gene daam1a). Gene Ontology annotation, cellular component: stress fiber. The record is from RefSeq and is a predicted model, not a curated record. Gene Ontology annotation, molecular function: actin binding; small GTPase binding. Gene Ontology annotation, biological process: actin cytoskeleton organization. The transcript is spliced from 26 exons. Bases 319 to 3528 code for a protein of 1069 amino acids. NCBI's taxonomy places the organism in Eukaryota, Metazoa, Chordata, Actinopteri, Anguilliformes, Congridae.
CCCGGCGCAGUGGAAACAGCUUGUGAGAGGCCUUUUGUUUCAGUUUGAACUCGGAAAUGGCAGAGAGAGGCUGAGUCCACUGGGAGAGAAGGGCGACCGAUCGCGUGUGCUGCGUUGCUUCUGUGAGCCGGCAUCAAAGAAUAUGUCAGACCCAAAGUGGGGCAUUUCGGGAACUAUUGGAUAGAAGCUUUUUGUUUUACCUGGGCUAUGACUGCAUUGUUGGAGAUGUAAGGUUGGAACUUGGCUAUCCACAGGGAGCUGUAGUCGUCGUGAGCACGUGAGGCCGCGCCCGCAGCCACAGCAGCAGCAGCAGCAGCCAUGGCUCCCCGCAAGCGCAGCGGCCGGGGGCUCUCCUUCAUCUUCUGCUGCUUCAGGACCAGCGACCACCCGGAGAUCACCUACCGUCUGCGCAACGACAGCAACAUGGGCCUGCAGGUCAUGGAGCCCACCCUGCCCAUGCCCCCCGCUGAGGAGCUGGACGCCAUGUUCUCAGAGCUGGUGGAUGAACUUGACCUCACAGAAAAACACAGAGAGGCCAUGUUUGCCCUCCCAGCAGAGAAGAAAUGGCAGAUAUACUGCAGUAAAAAGAAGGAACAGGAGGAAAACAAAGGAGCCACCAGUUGGCCGGAGUUCUACAUUGACCAGCUGAAUUCCAUGGCAGCUAGGAAGACUCUCCUGGUCCUCGAUAAGGAAGAUGAAGAGGAGAGAAACAAGACAAUUGAGAGUUUGAAGACAGCUCUGCGGACACAACCCAUGAGAUUCGUAACCAGGUUCAUCGAUCUGGAUGGGCUGACAUGCAUCCUGAACUUCCUGAAGAGCAUGGACUACGAGACCACCGAGUCCCAGAUCCACACCUCCCUGAUUGGCUGCAUCAAGGCGCUGAUGAACAACUCACAGGGCCGGGCCCACGUCCUGUCCCACUCCGAGAGCAUCAACAUCAUUGCCCAGAGCCUCGGCACGGAGAACGUCAAAACCAAGGUGGCCGUGCUGGAGAUCAUGGGGGCCGUGUGCCUGGUGCCCGGCGGGCACAGGAAGAUCCUGGAGGCCAUGCUGCAUUACCAGAAGUUUGCCUUUGAGAGGACACGCUUCCAGACCUUGCUGAAUGACCUGGACAGGAGCACGGGGCGGUACAGGGAUGAGGUGAACCUGAAAACGGCCAUCAUGUCCUUCAUCAACGCUGCGCUCAGUCAGGGAGCCGGGGAGACGAGCCUGGAGUUUCGGGUCCACCUGCGAUACGAAUUCCUGAUGCUGGGCAUCCAGCCAGUUAUAGAUAAACUGCGAACCCACGAGAACGCGACGUUAGACCGGCAUUUGGAUUACUUCGAAAUGCUGAGGAAUGAAGAUGAGCUGACCUUGUCAAAGCGCUUUGACACUGUGCACGUAGACACAAAAAGUGCGACCCAGAUAUUCGACCUCAUCCGAAAGAAGAUGAACCACACCGACGCAUAUCCGCACUUUAUCUCUGUUUUACAUCACUGUCUCCUCAUGCCUUAUAAGAGAAGUGGGAACACGGUGCAGUACUGGUUGCUCCUCGAUCGCAUAGUGCAGCAGAUGGUUCUUCAGAACGACAAGGGUCACGACCCGGACGUAACGCCGCUGGAGAACUUCAACGUGAAGAAUGUGGUCCGAAUGUUGGUCAAUGAAAACGAAGUCAAGCAGUGGAAAGAACAAGCAGAAAAAAUGCGGAAAGAGCACAACGAGCUGCAGCAGAAACUGGAGAAGAAGGAGCGUGAGUGUGACGCCAAGACACAAGAGAAAGAGGACAUGAUGCAGACGCUCAACAAAAUGAAAGAGAAGUUGGAGAAAGAAACCAACGAGCACAGGCUUGUUAAGCAGCAAGUGACCGACCUCUCCACCAGACUGCAUGACCUCAGCACCAGACCAAACCUUGUCGUCCCUGGGGGUCCUCCCCUCAUACCAGGACCCCCGGGUGCUCCCAUACCUCCUCCUCCUGCUGUACCUGGCGGCUUUCCCCCUCCUCCUCCACCUCCACCGCCGCCUGGGGGAGGCCCUCCACCCCCACCACCUCCACCAGGAGCACCUCCACCUCCCCCUUUGUUUGGUGGAGCACCUACUCCAGGUGCGCCUUUGGGAUUAGGCCUCAAGAAGAAGAACAUCCCCCAGCCAUCCAACCCUCUCAAAUCCUUCAACUGGGCCAAGCUUGCAGAGAAUAAAUUGGAGGGAACAGUGUGGACAGAAGUGGAUGAUCUCAAAGUUUUCAAAAUCCUGGACCUGGAGGAUAUUGAGAGAACCUUCUCAGCUUACCAGAGGCAGCAGGACUUCUUUAUGACCAAUAACAACAAGCAGAAAGAGACAGAAGACGACCCUCUAAGCACUAAAAAAGUCAAGGAGCUGUCCCUCAUCGAUGGCCGCAGAGCCCAAAACUGCAACAUCCUUCUGUCUCGGUUGAAGCUGUCCAAUGAUGAGAUCAAGAGGGCCAUCCUGACCAUGGAUGAGCAGGAGGAUCUACCCAAAGACAUGCUGGAACAGCUGUUGAAGUUUGUCCCUGAAAAGAGUGACGUGGAUCUCCUGGAGGAGCACAAGCAGGAACUGAACCGCAUGGCAAAGGCUGACCGCUUCCUAUACGAGAUGAGCAGAAUCAACCACUACCAGCAGAGGCUCCAAUCCCUGUACUUCAAGAAGAAGUUUGCGGAGAGAAUUUCUGAAAUAAAACCCAAAGUUGAAGCUCUGACCAAGGCCUCCAAGGAGAUACUGCAAAGUCGCAACCUGAAGCAGCUUCUGGAGGUGGUGCUUGCUUUCGGGAACUACAUGAACAAGGGGCAGAGAGGAAACGCCUAUGGCUUCAAAAUUUCCUCUCUCAACAAAAUCGCAGACACCAAGUCCAGCAUUGACAAGAACAUCACUCUUUUGCACUACCUGAUCACCAUCUUGGAGAAGAAGUACCCCAAAGUUGUGCUUUUCCAAGAGGACCUGCAGAAUGUGCCAGAGGCUGCAAAAGUCAACAUGACAGAGCUGGAGAAGGACAUGAAUAAUCUGCGCAGUGGCCUCAAGAAUGUGGAGAGCGAGCUGGAGUUCCAGAAGGGCCGUCCACAGCAGUCAGGGGACAAGUUUGUGUCGGUGGUCAGCCAGUUCAUCACCGUGGCCAGCUUCAGCUUCUCAGACGUGGAGGACUCUCUUCAGGAAGCCAAAGAGCUGUUUGAAAAGGCGGUGAAGCACUUUGGAGAGGAUUCUACCCGGAUGCAGCCGGACGAGUUCUUCGGCAUCUUCGAACAGUUCCUGCAGUCCUUUUCCGAGGCCAAGCAGGACAAUGAGAACAUUCGGAGGCGCAAGGAGGAGGAGGAGAAACGGGCUCGCAUGGAGGCUCAGCUGAAGGAGCAGCGGGAGAGGGAGCGCAAGCUGCGGAAGGCCGAGGAGGAGGACGGCGAGUUCGACGACCUGGUCUCGGCCCUGCGCUCCGGGGAGGUGUUCGACAAGGACCUGACCAAGAUGAAGCGCAACCGCAAACGCGCCAACACCUCGACCACAGAGGUCAGCAGGGAGCGGCCCAUCACCAAGCUCAACUUCUGAGGAGACUGGAGGCUCUGCAGGGCCCCCUCCUCCACUGCCAGAGGCUCCUCCUCUCAGCCUAUGCCUCCUCUCCUCUGGCCACACUGCCCCCUAGUGGCAGGGCCCAGCAGGUGCUUACUAUGGUGAAGCUGACUUACCCCCCGUCCCCCGUCCCCCCAUCCCCCUAUAAAAAAAACAGAACAGUAAAGAUGAAAAAGGCCAACAGUUUCUUUUGCAGAAGCACAAAAACUAAGAGGUUUUGUCUGUCUGGAAACAGAUUACCAAAACAACGGACGCUCACUUGGAUGGCGAGAGUGGAAAAAACAAGUUCGGAAGGGCUUACUAGAUCCCUGUGUCGACUGCCAAAAAAAAAAUAUAUAUUUUUAAUCUUAUUUUAUUUGAUAUGACUGUGUUCAGCGUAUGUGACCAUGAAUACUACGGUGCUGGUGCACUGUAGCUGGUAGCUUUCAGAAUGAGAGCUGACUGCAGAGCUCAGGGUCCUGAACCCGGCCCCAGCUAGAGGUGGGAAUGGGACAAACCACCGAGGAUGUGUGUGGGGGGGGACCUCAGCUGAGGCUGAACUUUACCAUGGAGAAUGGAGCAGAUACAUCCUCCGUACUCCCCUACUCAACCUAGUUACCCUCCUCUUUAAUGGAGAAGGGAAAGCUAAUGUAAAUGGACAAGGUUUUCCUUUUUUUAAUGUCUGCAGUGUUAGCGCGGAGGGAGAGGAUAAGAGAGCAUGAUUGUUUCAGCCAAGAUGCCCAGAAUCGCCACAUGCUCAUUCUAGAACAUUCUAUGCCAUCUUGAAAGGCAGGCUUGUUUUUUAUUCUACACAAAAGGAGAUUCUCCUGCUCUGCAUCGAAGAUAUAUAUUUUUUAAUCUGGAAAUUUUUUAAGGACUUAAAAGAGACAUGAGUACUUAAAAUAGGACCACACAUGCAAUAAGGUUGAAACACUAUGUAUUGUAUUAUUUUGAUCUGAAAUUAACUUCUUAAAUUGAAAGUAGAAGUGGGGAAAAUGCAACAUUUACAGUAUGCAGAAUAUUAUAUUUAAAGAGAAACAUUUUUUGAGAUCUGACCACACAAAUAGGCUUUGAGCACUUCUGGUACUGUACAUUUUCCAGGAAUACUUAAAAGCCAGGUCUGUGACAUUGAAACACUGUGGAUAUCGGUUUGAAGACUUCUAUGCAUCAUAAAAAGUUAUUUUAUCCUCGGUAUAUGUGUGUACAGACAAAGAUAUGUACACAUGAUUACUCAUGGAUUUACACAUGCAACACACCUUCCAUCGCCAUGUCCUGUUGGCCAUUCUUCCCCUUGAAUAAAAACGUUUUUGAAUAGCCUCCUUUUACCGCGUGAUAAAAGUUUCCUUUGUAUGUGGGUUCCUUCUGUAUGACUUUCUUAUUUAAACUGCUUUUUAAUGUUAUGUAGAUCUUAACUAAAUAAAAAUAUUUGAGAUGUAA